This is a messenger RNA of Osmia lignaria (orchard mason bee), 3892 nucleotides long. RefSeq lists its product as uncharacterized. Lineage: Eukaryota; Metazoa; Arthropoda; Insecta; Hymenoptera; Megachilidae. The record is from RefSeq and is a predicted model, not a curated record.
UCUGCCGGACGCCGGGGACGUUCAGUCGGCACCGCGUACCACCCGCGUUCGCCUCGUUGUCAAACCCACCUUUCCGAACGAAACUUAACCCUUUGAGACUAUCAACCGGGUCUAAUAGACCUCCGAUUGAUCAUCCGAGCAAGUGUAGGGACUACAGAAACUUCAGGAACUCGUGGGGGCUUUAAGGAUCGAAGAUAUCGUAAAGCUUGAGAAGAGUCUGUGACCCUCCGAGACUAUGAGCUACGUCUAAUAGAUCUCCUUAAUAAAUCUAAGCAACUUUGAAGAUUAUACGAGUUCUGGGAACUCGUGGAGGAUCGAGGACACUGUGAAACUUGUGAAGGGUCUACAGUGUACAGAGUUUCUGGUGACUGUAAACCAGAGUCAUUGAAGAGGACCUCAGUGGUUCGAGAAGGGGAUACUGAGAUUCAAAGGACGAAAACGAAACAACGCAGAGAUGCCAGUGGGUGGUCGGGUGGCUGGUAAAGUCGGGAUUUACAGCUCUCACUAUAAUGGAAAAGGCUACAGUGGUAUAAACGAGGAGAUCAUGUGGAUCAGCAUCGGUAUGGGGAUAAUUAUCGCCGUAUUGAUCACCAUAGCAUUGUGCUACAUAGCGCGUGAAAAAUGUCGCAAACGACACGAAGGAUACUACGCUUCCUGACGGACAUUACCACCGCCCUCCUGGGCCUCCUGGUCCUUUUCACCGUCGACGCCGGGCGUCUUUUUCAGCCCUACCACGUCGAGAGGGAAACCGAGGGCGUACUACAUCACCGUCUAACACCGAAAUCCGGUGACUAAUGAUCCCACUUCAACUCGAGCGACCUGACGUUUCACGGCGACCGCAAAAAUCGACCAAUCUCCUUCUUCUUUAACCUACACACACACACACACACACACGCACCUCCAUCUAGAUUUCCUCUUUACUUCUACCUAGCAUUAUCCGUACAAAAAGAUAGAGGUAGAGUCAUCGGGAAGAUGAUCAUGACUCGGGAGAUUCAAAGGAUUGCACGAAUGGAAAAAACAUGAUGCGACAGCUCGAUUAAUCUGAACGUAUUCUGAAGAAAUUUCCUUUUUCAAAAAGUAUAGGUAUACUCAGAUUUGAAAAUCAUAAGAUAUUUACUGACUGUCGUUUCCUUGGCUACGUGAAAAUUUCAGAUUAAUCGAGGUAUAAAAGAGCCAACAAUUUCGACUCUUCAACAACGACAGAUUAUUUAUAACGAGACGUAUCUAAACAGAUUCGUCGUUACAGCUCAAAACUAAAAACUGAAAACCAACGAGAAACUUUCAACGAGGGUCAUGUAAAGGCUUCAAGUUUUAACGGGCGUGUAAUUUAUCACAAGCCUCUGUGCACCGUAACUUCAAUGAAAAAUCCUUUUUAACUAGACGAAUAAUCUCAACUGUAAUUAUAUCAAAGUAGAAAGCUACUUUGUACUCGUUAAAACUGAAAGCGUCUGUACCUUGGUGAAUGUUUUAGAGACACUCUGUAUAAGCGGAUCGAUUAAUCUUAUAUAGGUGAAGAACACAGAACGUUUUAUCAAUUUUAUAGACAUUCUACUGACGGAGAAUUGAAUUUUUUCGGGCAAGGGAUUUUAAUAACUUCGAUAAGUUAAUUGCGAUGAAUUUAUUGACUUUCGAAAUGAGAGUAGCGGUUAAAUUCGUAAUUAUUUAAUUUUAAAAAAGCGAAUAAAGCUUUUCAGAAUUAAAGAUUCUUAUUGUCAGGUUUGAUAAGUUUGAUAAUAAUUCCUUGAUCACUGCAAUGCACACUCAUUGACCAAGAUUUUGGGUUAGAGCAAAGUUUUCUGGAGCCACAACUCAUCGUCAGUUCAAGGUUUCGAGAAUAAUAAAUUUGAAACUCUAGAUUCGCAGAACGCACGACGCCUCUGUCAAUUUCUGAACGAAAUCUUUUGGCAAACAUCGCGACACCCAAAUUCAUAGUGGAAUUAUACUGCCAAAUGGUGAUAUAGCGAUCCUCUAGCCACUUCCGGUUCCUUUCGUUACAAAAAUAUGAAAUUUCAUCGAAAUUCGUUCUAAAUAUACAAACUUUCUUUACAGAAUUUUGCAAAUUAUCAAUUUUACCAAAUUCAAUUUAAUUUAUCAAAUUACCGAUUUAUUACUCCCGAAUUUUCACGGCGAGGAUUUACGAGUUGCGCUCUGGCAAAAACUUUCAGAUUGAAUUAAACCCUUUCCACCGCAGUUGGCUAUAUCUGUCGAAGAAGGCAAUAAAUUCAGCCGGCAAUUCGUUUGCACGAGGGAAAUUUGAUUAGCCUUUCAAUUUAUAUUUAACUUUGAACGUACUGGAACGUCAAUUCCGAAUAGGACAUUUUCGAGCAGUGCUUAGCAAUGGCCACAAAUGACCAAACAGUGAUAACCAAGAACAAUUCUGUCUACACUAAAGCUAAGCUCAGGAGCUUAAACAUCUUUCCUUCCUCUCUCGCCUAGUAUAACAUUCAAUCUUCGACUGAUAGGAAAUUUUCAUAUUUAAACGCGUUUACUAUCAUCGCGAUCGGAGCAUCGGAAAUUUAUUAUGAACUAAAAAUUGCCACGGACCCUUCUUAAAUUUCCGCUACCAAUUAUUACCAGCGAUCCCAAGAUAGUAAUCAACGUGUUUAAACGAUCAAACCAGCAAAUAUGUAUACGAUUCAGAUAUGAAACGAUAUCAAACGUUAAAUUAUGAUCGCUCAGCUCUGUUUGCAUUGGCAGAUAUGCGUGUAAGUAAACAUGUUUCGAGUGUAGUGUGCACACGGCUCAAGUAGCACGUCAACGUACCCUAUGCUCAACAGCUUAACCAUUGGUCACGAAAUUUUCUUGAAAUACCUUUCCACGAUGAAUAAAGUUUCGAGGGAAACAGACGAAUACGUUAAUUUUUCUCCCGAGCUUGUUACAAAUAUACGUGAUCAAUGGUUAAAUGGUUAAACCUAUGCAUAAUGAAACGAGUUUACAGGAAAUUAACGAACACCCUACCUUCUGAAAUAUACAUUUCGAUCAAUGUGUUCUGAAGCUGAAACUUCUCCGAUUUAAGUCGUAUUUCAAGAAAGUUUUCGCUUCCUACGAAUAAAUCUUCUUCGGACAGGGAUUUCCAAAGUGUUAUACUUUGGAAGCAAAGAAAUAUCUCUCGGCGUUCUGUAUAAUAAUUUUGUUUUCAAUUCUACAGGAAUAAAGAGAGAUUUGAUUUGUAUAAUUUCGUUUUUAAAUCGUUUGAAUUUUCAUUCUAUUAUAAUGAAAGAAAUUGUACACCUAUGUGCUUUCUUUAUAUGAUAUAAUGUGAAUGAAUUACACGACGUAAUUAAUAACCGAAUGAAAAAUAUCAGAAACAACUGAAAGUAACCAAUUUUACCUAAUAUCUGAAUUUUAAUUUUUAAAAUCAAUCAAUGUUAACAUUUUGGAAAUUGUUCGCCUGAAAAUGUGUACAUUAUCCUUGAAACGAGACUGUAUCAACGUUAAUCGUUCCACUAAUUGUACAAAGGGUCUCAAUGUAACAAUUAAUACGCGUAAGGAUUCUGACCAAACUUUAGAAUAUACUUCUGUACUGAUCGUGAGUAUUAUACACCAGGGUCUCGGUCUAAUUCUAACGGCCUGUAGGGAACGAACAUAGACUAACGAAUAUUUGUUGUUAGAGAAUUAUACAUUGUUGAAGAGAAUUGAAUGAUAAAUCUGUUACGUAGGUAAAUAGUGAGAAUGUGAAAGAUGUGUUGAUUUUAUGCACAAGCCUCUUGAUCUUUCGAAUCGUUUCAUUUCCUCGAUUAAUAAUAUUGUCAACACCUUUUUCGUUAAUUAUUUAUUUAUGUAGAAAUAAUUAUACUUUAAAGAAACCGUAUAUUAAUAACCAAUAUUGUAAAUAAUAUAGUUCAAUGACUGUCGUAAUUUAAGUAUAUUCUAUAUUGUAAGAAUUAGAAAA